Trichobilharzia szidati is the source of this 1777-nucleotide messenger RNA. The record is from the annotation of a GenBank genome assembly. NCBI's taxonomy places the organism in Eukaryota, Metazoa, Platyhelminthes, Trematoda, Strigeidida, Schistosomatidae.
CAAGAAUUGAAGCGGUACGGUUGCUGAAAAUGUUUUAUAGUUUAGACAUAUUUUGAGAUUUAUAGUUUCUUACUGAGGAACAUAUCCUGUGAAUACAUCCAUCUAUUCAGAACGUACCAGGUUGCUGUUAACUUGUGCUUCUGUCGUAAGACCUGCAACGACCACUUCUUACGUAAUGCAUUCCACAAUUCCUAUCUAUAAAAAGUGGAGAAACCUGAGAUGUAUUCUUGGACGUUCUGGACCAUUUCAGCGGUCAGAAUUCGAACCAUCAGAUGAACUUUUAAGCAUGGUCAAAGAACACGUGAAAAUUCUUGUCAUUGGCGCUGGCGGUUUAGGUUGCGAGCUUCUGAAAGACCUUGUAUGUUUAUUCAUACGUUUAUAAUAUAUAAUCCAGGCGAUGAUGGGGUUUUGUCAUCUAGAAGUCAUAGAUAUGGAUACAAUUGACAUUUCCAAUUUGAACAGACAAUUCUUGUUUCGAUCACAUGAUGUUGGCAAACCUAAGGCUAAUGUUGCUGCUGAGUUUAUUAUGCGUCGAGUUCCUACUUGCAAAGUGGUGCCACAUUACAAAAAAAUUCAAGACUUUGAUGAAUCUUUUUAUCAGCAGUUUAAUGCAGUUGUCUGUGGUUUGGAUUCAAUAGUAGCUCGGCGGUGGAUUAAUUCAUUGCUGGCAAGUUUAGUACGUUAUGAUACAAAUGGUCAACCAGAUCCUAACACUGUCAUCCCACUUGUUGAUGGUGGGACAGAAGGAUUCAAAGGACAUGUUCUUGUUGUUCUCUAUGGUUUAACUGGAUGUCUAGAGUGUACACUAGAUCUUUACCCGCCUCCAGUGAAUUUCCCUUUAUGCACGAUUGCGCAUACUCCUCGACUUCCAGAACACUGUAUAGAAUAUGUGAGAAUACUGUUAUGGCCUAAAGAAAUCCCUUUCGGAGAUGGCGUUGCCAUUGACGGUGAUUCACCUGAACACAUACAAUGGAUAUAUGAAAAGUCGUGUGAAAGAGCUAAACACUAUGGUAUAUCUGGUGUUACGCUACGCCUUGUACAAGGUGUUGUAAAACGAAUCAUCCCGGCUGUCGCAUCGACAAAUGCUGUGAUUGCUGCUGCCUGUGCAACUGAGGUUUUCAAAUUGAUCACAUUCUGUUAUAAUUAUUUAGAUAGUUAUAUGAAUUUCAGUGAUAUUGAUGGAGUGUACACAUACGGUUUUUCUGUUGAACGUAAACCUGACUGUCUUGCAUGUAACAAUGUACCGCGGAAAAUUUCAUUUCAGACUACAUCUAAACUGAAAGAUGUUAUAGAGUAUUUGAAAACAAAUCCUGAAUUUCAAAUGCAAUCACCCAGUAUUACAACUAUGUGUAAUGAUGAACACCGUUCAUUGUUUGUUGAUCUCCCAGAAUUGGCUGAUACACUCAGACCGAAUUUAUCUAAAACUCUUAAAGAUCUCGGUCUUAUAGACGGUCAGUUAAUUCAUGUUAGUGAUGUAACCACGCCUAGGACACUUUCUUUCCAACUUCAACUGGAUUCUACAUCUAAUACUACUGGAGAUGUGAUAAUAAACAGUCAAUGAUGUUUCCAGAUUGAAUUUACAUGCAUUGAAUAGUGUAUAAUCAUUGGGGAUUUGCUUACAUCAGUGCAGUGAUGAACAUAUCUCUACAGGAUAUACGAUCGUCAUUAUGGUUUUCACUGUCUUUCUUUUCGUGUUGAGGAGUUGUUUGUAUUACGCAACCAUAUUGUUCUUUGUUUUGUGUAUUACCCUAAUAAAUCUGUAUUAUACUUGUAUUAA